CCAGAGCCCACACAGAUUAAAGAGGAACAGGAGGAACUCUGGACCAGUCAGGAGGAAGAGCAGCUUCAAGGGCUGGAGUCUGAAAUCAGAGUAUCAGAACCAACCAGCCUCUGCAGAGUUUUAGAACCAACCAGUCUUUGCAGAGAUUCAGAAACAACCAUCUCUGUAGCAAAUCCAGAACAUGUUGAUGGGGUGGAGAGACCCAUUCUCCCUUCCUUUCCUCCAUCCCUCCCUGUUUCUGAAGAGGAGGUUCCUCCUGAGCAGCAGCACUGUGAGCAGGAGAGGAGCCCCCGUCUGGGGCAGGAGGACCCAGAGCCCACACAGAUUAAAGAGGAACGCGAGGAACUCAGGACCAGUCAGGAGGAAGAGCAGGUUCAAGGUCUGGAGUCUGAAAUCAGAGUAUCAGAACCAACCAGCCUCUGCAGAGUUUUAGAACCAACCAGUCUUUGCAAAGUAUUAGAAUCAACGUCUGUAGCAAAUCCAGACUAUUCUGCAGCUCAGAGUGAGAAGAUAGAAGAAUAUGUUGAUGGAUUGGAGAGACCCAUUCUACCUUCCUACCCUCCAGAACUCCCUGUCUCUGAAGAGGAGGUUCCCCCUGAGCAGCAAGAGAGGAGCCCCGGUCUGGGGCAGGAGGACCCAGAGCCCACAAAGGUUAAAGACAAACAGGAGGAACUCAGGACCAGUCAGGAGGAAGAGCAGCUUCACAUUGGGGUAUCAGAACCAACCAGCCUUUGUAGAGUAUCAGAACCAACCCUCUCUGCUGCAAAUCCAGACUCUUCUGAAGCCCAGAUAGAAAACAUAGAAGAACAUAUUGAUGGGUUGGAGAGACCCAUUCUCCCUCCCUUCUCUCCAGACUCCCAGCAGCCCUCUCUCCCUGUCUCUAAAGAGGAGGUUCCCCCUGAGCAGCAGGAGAGAAGCCCCGGUCUGUGGCAGGAGGACCCAGAGCCCACAAAACAAGAGGAACUCAGGACUAAUCAGGAGGAAAAGCAGCUGGAAUCUGACAGCAGAGUAUCAGAACCAACCAGUGACUCUCAGCUCCUCUCUGCAGUAAAUCCAGACGGUUCUGCAGCUCAGAGUGAAAACAGUAAAGUUCAUCAGAGUCCCACCACUUCUUCAGAACAAGAUUCUAGUAACGUGGAAUCAAAUGAAGCAUCUCAUUUCUCUAACUGGACCGACAAAAACAUUUUGGAUACAGACGGCAACUCUUUAGACAGUAGCUCUUGCACUAAAGAAGAUUCUGAGGCACGGAAACCAGCAAAGAGAACAUGCCAUUCUAGUGGUGUGGUUAAUGAGCCUUCUGAUUUGUCUAACUUAUGUGAUGAAAACAACCCAAGGACUGAGAUCAGCCCUUCAGACAGCAACAAAGACAUGAACAUCCAAACAGACUCUGGGGCUCAUAAUCCAGCUAAGAGAAAAUGUCAGCGGGUGCAGAGUCCUUCAGCAGAGAUUGUGUGCAGUAGGGAUACUACCCCAUCAUCAGCUCAAAGCUCCACAUAUGUAAUGCCGAUGCCUGUAACCGACAGUAGAAGAUCCAAGAAACAGUAUUGUCUGUACUGUGGAAAGCCUUACCUUAAAAUCGCAAGACACCUGCAGUUUGUGCAUCGGGAUGAAGUGGAUGUAGCCAAGGCCUUCAGCUUUAGAAAGAACUCGAGAGAGAGAAAAGUGAUGUUAGGUCUUUUGAAUAAAAAGGGUAACUUUGUGCAUAAUGUUGCUGUAGCAAGAUGUGGGAGUGGAGAGAUGGUCGCCUGUUCCCGGCCCAAAGUGCCGGGGUCCACUCAAGAUUACACCCACUGCAUGCACUGUCAAGGUCUGUACAAUCGAAAGACACUGUGGAAGCAUGUCAGAUAUUGCCCUCUGAAUCCCAAAGCUGACGAACCAAAACCUGGACAAAAGAUGAGGAUUCAGUCAGCAAUGGUGUUUAAGUUGUGUCCUCAACCCGAUUACGUCAGCACAGGUCUUUGGAAGAUAGUUUGUGGUAUGAACUCCGGCGAAGUUUCAUUUGUGGUAAGAAAUGACAAAUAUAUCCUCCUCAUGGGAGAAGAGAUGUACAACAAACUACAGCCAGAUGACAGAAGAAUUCAAUUCAUUCCACAAAGAAUGAGAGAGAUGGCAAGACUACUCAUCACGGCCAGGAAGUGUACACCUCUGAUGUGCUUUGAGGACUUGGUAAUACCUAGUAAUUUACCUCACGUCAUCACGGCAGUGAGAGCUGUUGCUGGCUACAACGAGGAGAACAAAACGUACGACCGCCCGACGCUGGCUGUUCAAAUGGGAUACAACUUAAUGAACAUUGGCAGCGCUGUGGAAUCCUGUGCACUAAAGUCAGGACGAUGCAAGGUCGCAGAGUUUGCAGGCAAAUUCAAAGGUUUCAAGUGGAAUGAGGUUGUUAUGGCUGGAGCACUGUCCACUCUCAGUAAACCAAAAAUGAAAUGCGCCCAGCCGGACCGUCACACAGGCACCAAGCCGCCCCAUCACACAGGCACCAAGCCGCCCCAUCACACAGGCACCAAGCCGCCCCAUCACACAGGCACCCAGCCGUCCCGUCAUACAGGCACCCAGCCGCCCCAUCACACAGGCACCCAGCCGCCCCGUCACACAGGCGCCCAGCCGACCAGGGGAAGAAACGCUGUAAAAAUAAAGUGGACUGUUGAUGAGGUAGCAGCAGUAGAGAAACACAUGAUGCAGUUCAUAAAGAGUGGCCGAGUUCCUGGAAAGAGGGACUGCCUCAAAUGCCUCCAGUCGGAACCUGUGGCGCUCAAAAGCAGAAGCUGGUCAGGCAUUAAGUUCUACGUACAUAACAGAAUCAAACGGAGAAAGAGUUUUGCAGCAAGUUCACGGGGCAGCAGCCCCGACUCAAACUCAGGUCCAGAGACUGGCAACCCAACACCUUAGCCAAAGAAAAUGUUAUUACAUUUUUGUUCAUUGUUUUUGUUAAUGGAAAUUGGCCUCUUUUGUAGAGCACAAUGGCGGAGUGUCUUCAGUGUAAAACUAACAAUGAGUCAAUAAUUCAUGCCUUCUGGGAGUGCUAUAAAGUUCACAAGAUAUGGGCAGAGUUCGAAAUCUGUCCGUCAGAAGUUUUACAAUGUAAGUUUACUUUUAAUCCUGUCUAUAUGCAUAUUUCAAGACAUGGCAUGUAGGGGUGCGGUGAGAUAACCAAUGGGGUUGGACAAUAUUAUUUUUGUCAAUUAUAUUGAAUAAGCUAUUACUUAAAUACUGGAAGUCAAAUGAUACUCCAACACUAAGAGAAUGGAAUAAUCAAAUGCUUUAUUAUUUAAAUAUUGACAAAAAUCUGUCUACAGACAGAAACAACAUAACACAAUUUGAAGUAAUCUGGGAAAAUUACCUAUUUUUUACUACUUUUUCAACCCCUGAGAUACAAACACACAGUUACUGAAGCGUCCCUGGAGCAGUCCAGGAUUUCCGGAAUACCUGUGAAUUUUGGGAAAGUUACCAGAAUUUUGCAACCCCAGUUGGGCUGUAUUAAAGAUACUAUUGAAUGUUUAUCAUCAUUGUGAAAUCUUUGAUAGAGCUAACUACUGCUUCGUACACAUGGUCACUUUAAGGAUUGAAUUGGGCAGGACUCAAAUCAUUUUGCCAUUAUUUUAUAGAGAUACCGAUAUAUACAAUAUCAGACGCCCCCAAUUUAAUGUCUGGUGUAUGUCACAUUACUCAACAACUUCAUUUGGUGUCGAAUUAGGGGAGACAGGCUUACAGUGUGCCAAUGUUACCCUAAAUGGAUUCAUUUUAUUUGCCACUCAGACUACUUUUGUGUGGUUUAGAAUUGUUUUGUUUUCUCAUGGAUGCAUUGUCAUGCUCCUGGUCUUCAUUCAAAAAUCGAAAUUCAAGACAGUUUAUUCAAACAUUAUUAGUACCAUUAUUAGAACACACAAAUACCGUCUCAAAUAUCUCCAAAGCAUCUAGUUAAUUUAUAAAACCACUAUUAUAAAUUAUAAUGAUCUGUCAUGUAUUAACUCAACUCUCUCCGUUGCAUUAUUAGAUACAGAGCCUUCAGAAAGUAUUCGCACCCCUUGACUUUUUCCACAUUUUGUUGUUACAGCCUGAAUU
Molecule: messenger RNA, 4065 nt
Organism: Coregonus clupeaformis (lake whitefish)
Lineage: Eukaryota; Metazoa; Chordata; Actinopteri; Salmoniformes; Salmonidae
Exons: 3
Coding region: 1369-2892 (507 amino acids)
Source: RefSeq, a predicted model, not a curated record